Molecule: messenger RNA, 1977 nt
Organism: Cololabis saira (Pacific saury)
Lineage: Eukaryota; Metazoa; Chordata; Actinopteri; Beloniformes; Belonidae
Product: galactose-3-O-sulfotransferase 3-like
Exons: 5
Coding region: 1-1977 (658 amino acids)
Biological process (GO): glycolipid biosynthetic process
Cellular component (GO): membrane
Molecular function (GO): galactosylceramide sulfotransferase activity
Source: RefSeq, a predicted model, not a curated record
AUGGAGACCUUCGACUUUGGACACCAAAAACCAAAACACACCAACAUCGUGUUCCUCAAGACCCACAAAACUGCCAGCAGCACCGUGCAGAACUUGCUGUUUCGUUUUGCGGAGCGUAACAACCUGACGGUGGCGUUGCCGGUACAGUCCUGUGGUCACCAGUUCUGUUAUCCACGUAUUUUCAAAUCUGACUUUGUCCAUCCACACACACUGCCAGCAAACAUAAUCACGAACCAUAUGCACUUUAGUAAGACCGCAUUACAAGACCUGAUGCCGAACAACACAAUAUAUGUCACAAUUAUAAGAGAGCCAACCUCCAUGUUUGAAUCAUUAUUCACUUACUGCAGAAAGAGCUGUCAGAGUUUCAAAAGGGUCCGCAAUGGUUCAUUGGAGGCUUUCUUAAAUAAUCCCUUAAACUACUACCGACCAGAAGAGGAUGAUUCUAUGUAUGCACGCAACUGCUUGACUUUCGACUUGGGAGGAGACAAAGAUCGUCCACCGACAGAUGUGGCGUAUGCACAGGCCUUUGUGGCAGAGGUGGAACGAGCGUUCUCCUUGGUGAUGAUUUCAGACUACUUUGAUGAAUCUCUAGUUCUCCUUCGCCAUCUCCUCUCUUGGGAUUUAGAUGACAUUCUGUAUCUCAAGCUCAACAUGCGGGCAGCUACUUCUAAGAAGAGCUUGACACCAGGUCUUUCUGCAAAAAUCCGUGUCUGGAAUUCCAUAGAUGCGUACCUUUAUGACCACUUUAAUGCCUCACUGUGGCGGAAACUGUCAGCUCUAGGUCUAGCCAGUGUGUCGAGGGAGGUGCAACUCCUUCAGCAGCACCAAGAGAGGGUGAUGAGAGACUGUUUUGGUGGAAAUAAGCCAGUUUUCGGUAUUGGUGCCGAAAUCAAAAACCCGGCUCUCCGUCCCUGGAAGCCUAAUAAAGAUGUUGACAUAGUUGGUUACGACCUCCCUGCAAAUAUCAGCCAUGAGAUGCGGAAGAUCUGCCUCAAGUAUAUCAUGCCGGAACUAUCAUACACAGAGAAGCUUCUUCGUUCCCAGUCACAGCGGUACCUUGAAAACCGUCGGAUUCAGAGUCCCCCUAAAACCCUGUUUCAGUGUUCUUCUAAGAGAUGUGGACUGCUUGAGAGGGAGGAGUGGACGCAGCUCGUGAUCCGCCUGGACAUCUGGCACCUGAUGCGUCGCUUCAGGCUCCACUGUCGGCGCAGGACGCGUGGGGCCGAGGAGACGGCGCUCCUCAUCCAGGACCUCCUGGACACCUUCGGCGGACCCGCAGGACGCAACACCCUGGACAUCCCGCUCCUGGACGCUCUCCGCAUCCAGGACAUCUGGAGUACGCAGAGGUGGCACCUCAGCUGCAUUCAGGACCCCCCCGGUGUCCAGCUGUACACCCAGACCGGCAGGCUGACCAAAGGGGGGGUCAGUCUCCCGGUCUACCGCUGCGCCAGGGGCUCCACGUCCCUGGAGUCUUUCCACCUCCACCUCCACCGGUUCAUCCCAGGUGAGUUUCACUUCAAACAGCUCUGGUGCUUCUGUUGCCGUGUGCCGUAUUUUAACAGCGUCUGUCUCACCUCCAGCUGCCUGCUCGGACUCAACUCUGGCCCUGCAAACUGGCCGGAUGCCAGCCAACCGGUGGAGGCCGUUUGCAGCCAGCUCUGCCGUCUCCAUCCUGCCGCCGCACGCGUGGGAGGGAUCAUGAGGACCCGCUGGUCCCUCAUCCACGGAGACUACGUGGCCAUCAGGGAGACGGUUCAGCCGUCGGCAGAAGAGGUGGGAGAGGACCGUGCUGGAGCAGGAACCGGCAUCGGCCCUGCUCCGGAUCCUCUUCCUCCAUCCAGAGGGCUGUCCCUGGUCCAGGGGGGGCAGGGGCAGCCCUUUGACUACAACUGGCCAGAGGAGCAGCCAGGACCCUCCUCCAGGGGCCUCCUACCACCACCUCCUCCUCCUCCAGGGGUUCCGCUGCCUCCUCCUUAG